AUGGACGAAGACAACGCCUGGGUCUUCGACUCGCUAGUCACCUUCCUCAACGGCCCCAUCUGGAACGCCCCGCUGCAAACCUUCAUCGAAGAGAAAUCGCUCAUAUUCGAACCGAACGUCGACGACAACGAAGACUAUCAAAAAAUAUUCGAUGAAUUCAAAAAUUUGGUGGACUUCAUGCUCGGCACGUUCAUGGAGGACAUCGGCAUCACAUCCGAACAAUUCGAAAACGCCUGCAAAGAGAGCAGGAAAUACCACGUAGCCUUCGAUCCUAGCUCGUUCGAGCAAGUCUGGGCGGCGAACGACUACGAAAUGUUCAAGAAAAUGAUGACCCAACGGAACGUGGAGCUGCAACUGCAGGCGCUGGAGCUCAUCGAGAGGAAGUACGGCAUCACCCCGCAAUCGUUCGUGCCCAAAGAGAGAGCCGGUAGGGAAAACGCGGGCGUGACACGCGAGAUCCCGGUGACCGUGGAGAAAUCUUCUAGAUUGGAAACCGAUGUUAUGGAGGAGGUGUCCAAGAGCUUUUCGAAGGAGGAUAUUGAGCAGCCGUCGGCACCGAUUAGAGUUGAGAAUAUUUUGGAAGAGAAAGAACAUUUAUCAAAAACUUUAGAGGAAACUAAAGAAAAAUAUUCCAAACAGGAGUUACCAAAGAAAACCACCACCAAAUCCGAAACUAAAGAAGAAAUUGAACAAACUAAACAAAUCGAAAACAAGCAAAAGGUCGACGCCAUAGAGUUGAAAAAGCGGCAGGAGUACCUGCGAGCUCAGCGCGACAAGCUGGUGGCCCUGAAGAAAGAGGUCAGGCGCAAGCAGCUGGACUCGACGGCGUCGACUUCCAAGACGGGCGCGCGCCCGAAAUCGGCCAAAGCCGCCCAAGUGGUCCUAACCGGAGGAGCGCCCAACGUGGACACUCAUCAGAGCCUACUCAACAAACUCAUCGAAUUCGAUAAAUCAAAAUUGUUGAAGAUAUUUUACAAAAGCGAUUCCUUGCACUUUUUGAAUUAG
Messenger RNA from Phyllotreta striolata, 1005 nucleotides. The record is from the annotation of a GenBank genome assembly. Lineage: Eukaryota; Metazoa; Arthropoda; Insecta; Coleoptera; Chrysomelidae.